Mastomys coucha (southern multimammate mouse) is the source of this 5940-nucleotide messenger RNA. RefSeq names its product crumbs cell polarity complex component 1 (gene Crb1). Gene Ontology annotation, molecular function: calcium ion binding; Notch binding. Bases 171 to 4388 code for a protein of 1405 amino acids. The transcript is spliced from 12 exons. NCBI's taxonomy places the organism in Eukaryota, Metazoa, Chordata, Mammalia, Rodentia, Muridae. Gene Ontology annotation, biological process: heterophilic cell-cell adhesion; Notch signaling pathway; establishment or maintenance of epithelial cell apical/basal polarity. The record is from RefSeq and is a predicted model, not a curated record. Gene Ontology annotation, cellular component: protein-containing complex; plasma membrane.
GAAGUGCUUUCUGAAUCUAAGUCUGAGGAGGAACUCUGGGAGGGGUGGGACAGAGGUGGCAUCCUGGCUUUCCAAGGCACCUGCUCUUCUCUGAACCACACAGGAAGGAGUCAGGAGCCAAACACGGAUAGCUUCAGCAGCACUCCAGAGGGUGUUCUCUAAGGAAGACCAUGAAGCUCAAGAAAACUGCCUCCCUUCUCACCCUGUACCUCAGUUCCUCACUGCUCAUCUGCAUAAAGAAUUCAUUUUGCAAUGAAAACAAUACCAAGUGUCUUUCAAAUUCUUGCCAAAACAAUUCUACGUGCAAGCAUUCUUCACAAGACAGCAAUUGCUGCUUAGACACAGCCAAUAAUUUGGACAAAGACUGUGGAGAUCUGAAAGACCCUUGCUUCUCCAGUCCCUGCCAAGGAAUUGCCACUUGUGUCAAUAUCCCAGGGGAAAGGAGCUUUCUGUGUCAAUGUCCUCCUGGGUACAGUGGGCUGACCUGUGAAACUGCCACCAAUUCCUGUGGAGGGAAUGCCUGUCAACAUGGAGGCUCCUGCCACAGAGGCCCUGAGCAUCCUGUCUGUGUCUGCCCUCCUGGAUAUGCAGGAAGCUUCUGUGAGACUGACCACAAUGAGUGCGCUUCUAGCCCUUGCCACAAUGGGGCUAUGUGCCAGGAUGGAACCAAUGGCUACUCCUGCUUCUGUGUGCCUGGAUACCAAGGCAGGCAAUGUGACUUGGAAGUGGAUGAAUGUGUUUCUGAUCCCUGCAAGAAUGGGGCUGUGUGCCUCAAUGAGAUAGGAAGAUACACUUGUGUCUGUCCUCAAGAGUACUCUGGCGUGAACUGUGAGUUGGAAAUCGAUGAAUGCGGAUCCCAGCCAUGUCUACAUGGUGCCACGUGUCAGGACGCUCUUGGGGGUUACUUCUGUGACUGUGCACCUGGAUUCCUUGGAGACCAUUGUGAACUCAACUUCAAUGAAUGUGAAAGUCAGCCGUGUCUCCAUGGAGGUCUAUGCAUAGAUGGAAGAAACAGCUACCACUGUGACUGUAUGGGUAGUGGAUACACAGGGAUGCACUGUGAGUCCUUGAUUCCUCUGUGUUGGUCAAAGCCUUGUUACAACAAUGCAACAUGUGAAGACACUCUCAACAGCUAUAUUUGUCACUGCUGGCCUGGAUACACGGGUGCCCUGUGUGAGACGGACAUAAAUGAAUGCAGUAGCAACCCCUGCCAAUUUGGGGGGGAAUGUGCCGAGCUGUCCUCAGAGGAUCUAUAUGGAAACACUGCUGGCCUGCCUUCCUCCCUCAGCUACUUUGGAGCCUCAGGCUAUGUUUGUAUCUGUCUGCCUGGAUUCACAGGAAUUCACUGUGAAGAAGACAUUGAUGAAUGUUUACCGAACCCUUGCCUAAAUGGUGGCACUUGUGAGAACCUGCCUGGGAACUAUACCUGCCACUGCCCCUUUGAUGAUACUUCUAGGACAUUUUAUGGAGGAGAAGACUGCUCUGAAAUUCUCCUGGGUUGCACUCAUCAUCAGUGUCUGAACAAUGGAAAAUGUAUCCCUCACUUCCAAAAUGGCCAGCAUGGAUUCACCUGCCAGUGUCCUUCUGGCUAUGCUGGGCCACUGUGUGAAACUGCCACCACGUUUUCAUUUGGGAGCAAUGGCUUUCUGUGGGUCACAAGUGGCUCCCAUACAAACGUAGGGUCAGAAUGUCACAUAUCCUUGAAGUUUCAGACUGUGCAGCCAAAUGCACUUCUCCUUGUCCGAGGCAGCAAGGAUAUGUCUAUGAAACUGGAGCUGCUGAAUGGCUGUGUUCACUUAUCAGUUGAAGUCUGGAAUCAGUCAAAAGUGCUCCUGUAUAUUCCCCACAACACCAGUGAUGGAGAAUGGCAUUGUGUGGAGGUAACAUUCACAGAAACGAUAACCCUUGCCCUAGUUGGCAGGUCCUGCAAGGAGAAAUGCACCACUACGUCUUCUGUUCCAGUUGAGAAUCGUCAAUCAAUAUGUGCUUUGCAGAACUCUCUUUUGGGUGGCUUACCAAUGGAGACAACCAGCCACAGUGUGUCUGUGCUUAACAUCUAUAAUGUGCCGUCCACACCUUCCUUUGUAGGCUGUCUCCAGGAUAUUAGAUUUGAUUUGAAUCACAUUACUCUGGAGAACAUUUCGUCUGGCCUGUCAUCAAACGUCAAAGCAGGCUGCCUGGGAAAGGACUGGUGUGAAAGUCAACCCUGUCAAAACAGAGGACGCUGCAUCAACUUGUGGCAGGGUUAUCAGUGUGAAUGUGACAGGCCCUAUACAGGCUCCAAUUGCCUGAGAGAGUAUGUAGCAGGAAGAUUUGGCCAGGAUGACUACACUGGAUAUGCUGCCUUUAAUGUCAAUGAUAAUUACGGACAGAACUUCAGUCUCUCCAUGUUUGUCCAAACACGUCAACCCCUGGGCUUAAUUCUGGCUUUGGAAAACAGUACUCACCAGUAUGUCUGUGUCUUGCUAGAACAUGGCAGACUAGCACUGCAGACUCCAGGUUCUCCCAAGUUAGUGGUAAAUUUUUUUCUUAGUGAUGGAAAUGCCCACUUAAUAUCUUUGAGAAUCAAACCAAAUGAAAUUGAACUGUAUCAGUCUUCACAAAACCUAGGAUUCAUUUCUGUUCCUGCAUGGACAAUUCAAAGAGGAGACGUCAUCUUCAUUGGUGGUUUACCUGACAGAGAGAAGGCUGAAGUUUACGGUGGCUUCUUCAAAGGCUGUAUUCAAGAUGUAAGACUAAACAACCAGAAUCUGGAAUUCUUUCCCACUUCAACAAACAAUUCAUACCAUGAUCCAAUUCUUGUCAAUGUGACUCAAGGCUGUUCUGGAGACAACAUAUGUAAGUCCAACCCCUGUCAUAAUGGAGGUGUCUGCCACUCCCGGUGGGAUGACUUCUCCUGCUCCUGCCCUACAAACACAACGGGGAGAGCCUGCGAGCAAGUUCAGUGGUGUCAGCUCAGCCCAUGUCCUCCCAUUGCAGAGUGCCAGCUGCUCCCUCAAGGGUUUGAAUGUAUCGCAAAUGCGGUUUUCAGCGGAUUAAGCAGAGAAAUACUGUUCAGAAGCAAUGGGAAUAUAACCAGAGAACUCACCAAUAUCACCUUUGGUUUCAGAACACAUGAUACAAAUGUGUUGAUAUUGCAUGCGGAAAAAGAACCAGAGUUUCUUAAUAUUAGCAUUCAAGAUGCCAGAUUACUCUUUCAAUUACGAAGUGGCAACAGCUUUUAUACACUGCAUCUGAUGAGUUCUCAAUUGGUGAAUGAUGGCACAUGGCACCAAGUGACUUUCUCCAUGAGAGACCCACUGGCCCAAACCUCGCAGUGGCAAAUGGAGGUGGAUGACCAGACACCCUUUGUGAUAAGUGCAGUGGCUACUGGAAGCCUGAACUUUUUGAAGGACAAUACAGACAUCUAUGUGGGUGACCAAGCUGUUGACAAUCCAAAAGGCCUGCAGGGAUGUCUGAGCACAAUAGAGAUUGGAGGCAUAUAUCUCUCUUACUUUGAAAAUCUUCAUGGUUUCACUAGUAAGCCCCAAGAAGAGCAAUUUCUCAAAGUUUCUACAAAUGUGGUACUUACUGGCUGUUUGCCAUCAAAUGCCUGCCACUCUAGCCCCUGUUUACAUGGAGGAAACUGUCAAGAAAGCUACCGUUCUUAUCGGUGUACCUGCCUCUCGGGAUGGUCAGGGACACACUGUGAAAUCAACACUGAUGAGUGCUUUUCUAGCCCCUGUAUCCAUGGCAACUGCUCUGAUGGAGUUGCAGCCUACCACUGCAGGUGUGAGCCUGGAUACACCGGUGUGAACUGUGAGGCCGAUGUAGACAAUUGCAAGAGUCAUCAGUGUGCAAAUGGGGCCACCUGUGUCCCAGGAACUCAUGGCUACUCUUGCCUCUGCUUUGGGAAUUUUACUGGAAGAUUUUGCAGACACAGCAGAUUACCCUCGACAGUCUGUGGGAAUGAGAAGACAAACUUCACUUGCUACAAUGGAGGCAGCUGCUCUGUGUUCCAGGAGGACUGGAAAUGUAUGUGCCGGCCAGGUUUCACUGGAGAGUGGUGUGAAGAGGACAUCAACGAGUGUGCUUCCAAUCCUUGCAUCAAUGGAGGCCUGUGCAGAGACUUGGUCAACAGAUUCCUGUGCAUCUGUGAUGUGGCCUUCGCUGGCGAGCGCUGUGAGCUGGAUAUGGCUGAUGACAGGCUCAUGGGCAUUUUCACCGCUGUUGGCUCCGGAACUUUGGCCCUGUUCUUCAUCCUCUUGCUUGCUGCGGUUGCUUCUCUUAUCGCCUCCAACAAAAGGGCGACUCAAGGAACCUACAGCCCCAGCGGUCAGGAGAAGGCUGGCCCUCGAGUGGAAAUGUGGAGUAGGGUGCCGCCCCCAGCACUGGAAAGGCUCAUCUAGGAGCCCCCUGCUCCUCUCAGAACAGGGAAGAAUAGAUGAGGUCGUGUCCGAGUGAAGAUGGUUUUACAUCACUAGAGAUACUUACAUCUGGAACUGUGGAAGGAUUUUCAUAGACACCUCAUAGACCUUCAUGGGGGUUCACUUUACAUCACUGUUUAGUUAUGUCAUCCAUCCACAGAAGAGCAUCCCUGGGUCAUGCCUAUCAGCCUCAGAAUUAGCAAAACAUCUUCCAGACAGAACACACUAUUUUAGAAAAAAACUCCAGAGGCUUCCCCUUAAGCCCUUUACUGGGUAAUCCACAUAAAAUGCUUAGUUGCCAAGUUCCAUUAUUUAUGUAGAACCAAGCAGAAAAAUUAGAAUACAACUUUCGCUUUUUAUUUUAUAGAGAAGGCUUUAUGUUUUGUUUUGGUUUGUUGUUGUUUGUUUUUUGAGAGUGACUCAUUCUAUAGACCAAGCUGUCCUCAAAAUCAUAUGGACCCUCAAGAUUAUAUGUGUCCGACCAUGUUCACCUUACUUAUGAAUCUUCUGUCAUAUGGUAAAAGAUUCCAAUGGGACCUGAGGAGAUGACUAGCCAGGUAAAGCAAGGGCUGUGUAAGUGUCAGAACUGGAGUUUGUGUCCUCAUUAUCCACAUAAGUGUGAGGUAAGUGUGGCCCCUGCCUGUCAUCCUAGGGCCUUAGGAGAUAAUCAGGGCUCAGUGGAGCAAGCCUGUUAAACUGUUAGGGCAGGUAAGUUCUGGCUUCAGGUGAGAGACUCAGUAAGAAAGGCAAUUAGUGAAUCAAGAUGACCCUAUAUAUCAACCUCUUGCCUAUACAUGCAUAUACACACAUUUACAUGUGUGCCCAAACAUGAAGACAUACACACACACACACACACACACACACACACAUAUACACGGUGUAAUUGUGUGUAGCCAUGAGAGUACACUUUCCUCCCUCAAUUGUGGAUUUAGAGAAAGGUGUGAGAAGAAUGUAUAUUUUAAAACAUGACCCAACCAUAACAAAUAAAAUUGAUAUAGAGCUGUUCUCCUGUCCAAGCUUGCCUUUAAGGUUGUUCACUCUGUAAGUUGAUUGCUUGCUUGGUUGGUUGGUGGAUGGCUUCUGUUUGUUGUCUUUUGUAAAUUUGCUCCCAGUCAGGACAUUCCCUAGACAGAACUUCCUAGUAAGAAAAUUGUUUGUCAAUUUUUCAGGGACUUUUGAUAAUGCCCAACAGAGAUGGCAUCUAAAGAGGACCCCCACAUUGACAUGGGCAUUUUUGCAUCUCCAAGGAGAAAAUAUUGUACCUUCUGUUUGUACAUUGUCUAUUCUGUGAUGGUUAUGUCUUACAUAUGUUUUGAAAUGCAUGUAACACAGUUAUAGUAUGAAAUAAAAUGGAAAUACAUAUGUAUAUAUACGUAUAUAUAUGACACAAGCUAAAAAAAUGAGUGACAUAAACUUUAAAUCUAAAAGAAGGAAUCCAUCCUUCCCAACAUCUAUCAGUACAGACAAUCACGGAGCUUUUUGUUUUGUUUUGUUUUGUAUUGUAUUAGCAGUUUUUCCACAAUACAGAAGUCCU